AUGGUGGUGUGCAGCGUGUUCCGCGUUACGUCACGGCUGGCCCGCAGCAGUCUCGGCGCGCAGUGCUGCGCCCGCGCACUUUACAGCACGGAACACAAAGCUCGGUUUUACACAAAGAAACACGAGUGGGUGUCGGUGAGCGACAACAUCGGCACUGUCGGCAUCUCCAGCUACGCACAGGACGCGUUGGGUGAGGUGGUAUACGUGCAGCUGCCGGAGGUGGGUAAGCAGAUCGCGGCCGGGGACGAGUGCGGUGCCCUCGAGAGUGUCAAGGCAGCCAGCGAAGUCUACAGCCCAGUCUCUGGCACCAUAACAGAAACGAACAAAGAAGUGGAAUCUAAACCAGCGCUCAUCAACAAAUCUUGCUACGAGGAAGGCUGGCUGUUCCGCGUGAAGCUGGCGAGCCCCGAGGAGCUGCAGCAGCUGAUGGACCAGGCCGCCUACGACAAGUACCUGGAGGAGCACUGA
Messenger RNA from Spodoptera littoralis (African cotton leafworm), 468 nucleotides. NCBI's taxonomy places the organism in Eukaryota, Metazoa, Arthropoda, Insecta, Lepidoptera, Noctuidae. The record is from the annotation of a GenBank genome assembly.